Molecule: messenger RNA, 1740 nt
Organism: Halichondria panicea
Lineage: Eukaryota; Metazoa; Porifera; Demospongiae; Suberitida; Halichondriidae
Product: serine beta-lactamase-like protein LACTB, mitochondrial
Exons: 4
Coding region: 139-1647 (502 amino acids)
Biological process (GO): regulation of lipid metabolic process; proteolysis
Cellular component (GO): mitochondrion
Molecular function (GO): peptidase activity
Source: RefSeq, a predicted model, not a curated record
GGUCAAACAUUUUACCACGUGUUGCAACCAUUAUUAGUGCGCAUGCCCAACCGUAAGGCCAGGGGGAGUGGCUCAGGAAUGUCAUGCCCCUCUAGCUCUCUUGUGAAGAAGAACUGACCAUGGGUACGGUACUGGGUGAUGAAUACUAGUAAGCUGCUCUCAGGCGUCGUUGCAAGUGGAGCUGCUGCUCUAGGAACUGCAGUUGGAAUUUGGCAACUAUUAGACAAUUUUGGGGAUAGCUACAAACCAUUUGCUCAAUGUGUUACCCAGAAUCACAAAAAUCAACCGUUUCUUUGUAAACAUGGCUCGUUAAAUCCGUGUUCUGCUCAAAAUAUUAAGACGAAUCAUGCAAUCUCUGAAAGCCGAAAAUUCAUCAAACGUAUGAUGCUUGAACAAGGUAUACCAGGUGUGCAAGUCGCUGUGUCAAAGAAUGGACGUCUAUUGUGGACUGAAGGAUUGGGAUUAGCAGAUGUUGAAAACGGUGUCGCAUGCAGCGCUGAGUCAGUGAUGAGAAUAGCAAGUAUCUCCAAACCACUAACUGCUGUUGGACUGUUCCAGUUAUGGGAGGAAGGACUGAUUGAUUUGGACGCUCCCGUGCAGACAUACGUACCAUCCUUCCCCGAGAAGAGCUGUGAUGGAGAGAGGGUUACCAUCACAACUAGACAACUUCUCUGUCACAUGAGUGGAAUCAGGCACUACUUUAAGAAGGGAAGGGAUGACAGUGCCGAGCUUGAGGCGGAGGAGUACUACAUCACCUCCCACUAUGACAGUCUUGACGAGUCUCUUAAAAUAUUUGCUGAUGAUGAGCUAUUGUCCAAACCAGGUAGUGAGUUCUAUUACUCCACACAUGCCUGGACACUGGUGGGUGCAGUGAUAGAGAGAGUGUCAGGAAACAGCUUCUUACACUAUAUGCAGAGGAGGGUGUUCUCUCCGCUGGGGAUGGAGGCAACAAAGGCAGAGUUUAACGACCAACUACUCUACAAUAGAGCAAGACACUAUGUUCGGAGAGCUGACGGCAAACUACAGAAUGUUCCGUACGUCGACCUCUCAUACAAAUGGGCCGGUGGUGGAUUGGUCUCCACUGCUAAAGAUCUCGUGAGAUUUGGUACUGCCAUUCUGACUAGCUACAACGAAAUAGAAAAUUCAAAGAUUCAUUUAUCUGCAAAAAGCGUCAAAAUCGAUGCACUAGUCACGACCAAUCAGAUUGCAGACGAGUCGUCCCAAAGUGAUAAGCAAGAUCAGAAUCGAAACUCCAACAUUACAAAACCAAACCCAAACCCCAUUCUGACUCCAUCAUCCACUAAACUGAUGUUAGGCAAGAUAGUGAAUGCAUUCGAUUCUGCACAAUAUCCAAAUCUUGGUUACUCGUUAGGUUGGAUGGUGGACGAGGGAGAAGUGGGUGUGGCUUGUGGUCAAGACAGUCCAUUAUUCUUUGGGCACACUGGCAGUGCUAUUGGUGGUAGUAGUGUUCUUUUGGUGUUUCCAGAUACGAGGAAAUGCUCCGAGUUGAAUUGUGACUGUUGUGACUUGUGUGAGGGGUGUGAGGAGUGUGGAGCUCGUGGAGUUGUUGUCUGUGUAUUGUUCAAUUUACAAGGAGUCAAUGGAGUCAUCAAUCUAGGAACUAACAUUGCCAAACAGUUCUCAUAACUUUUUGUUUUUCAGUGCAACCUUAACCGUAACGUAAUUAAAUUACCUUUAUGCAAUUUGGAAUUUUUUUGAUAUUAUGGUAAAAGAUGCAAA